Messenger RNA from Perca flavescens (yellow perch), 708 nucleotides. RefSeq names its product methionine adenosyltransferase 1A (gene mat1a). The coding region runs from base 1 to 708 and encodes 235 amino acids. NCBI's taxonomy places the organism in Eukaryota, Metazoa, Chordata, Actinopteri, Perciformes, Percidae. Gene Ontology annotation, biological process: S-adenosylmethionine biosynthetic process. The record is from RefSeq and is a predicted model, not a curated record. Gene Ontology annotation, molecular function: methionine adenosyltransferase activity; ATP binding. The transcript is spliced from 6 exons.
AUGAGUGACAUGCUGGACGAUGGCUCUUUUAUGUUCACGUCGGAGUCCGUAGGAGAGGGACAUCCAGACAAGAUUUGUGACCAGAUCAGUGAUGCUGUCCUGGAUGCUCACUUGAAGCAGGACCCAGAUGCCAAAGUGGCCUGUGAGACGGUGUGUAAGACUGGCAUGGUGUUGCUCUGUGGAGAGAUCACAUCUCGGGCCAACGUGGACUACCAGAAGGUGGUGAGGGACACCAUCAAACACAUUGGCUACGACAACUCUGACAAAGGUUUUGACUAUAAGACGUGUAAUGUGCUGGUGGCUCUGGAGCAGCAGAGUCCAGACAUUGCUCAGGGGGUCCAUGUUGACAGGCAGGAGGAGGACAUUGGAGCGGGGGACCAGGGUCUGAUGUUUGGCUAUGCCACGGAUGAAACAGAGGAGUGCAUGCCUCUCACAAUCGUCUUAGCCCACAAACUCAACUCAAAGAUGGCUGAACUCAGACGAUCCGGCAGCAUUGCCUGGCUGCGUCCCGACUCUAAAACACAGGUGACGGUACAUUACGACCAGAAGGACGGAGCUGUGAUCCCCAAGAGAGUUCACACCAUCGUAGUCUCUGUCCAGCAUGAUGACUUCAUCUCUCUGGAGGAACAGAAGAGGGUCCUCAAGGAGAAGGUCGAUCCUAUAAACACACUUCACUGGCAUCUGAUGAAUGCAUUGCCUAGGAAAUGA